Molecule: messenger RNA, 3058 nt
Organism: Anthonomus grandis grandis
Lineage: Eukaryota; Metazoa; Arthropoda; Insecta; Coleoptera; Curculionidae
Product: glutamate decarboxylase
Exons: 13
Coding region: 298-1938 (546 amino acids)
Biological process (GO): carboxylic acid metabolic process
Cellular component (GO): cytoplasm
Molecular function (GO): pyridoxal phosphate binding; carboxy-lyase activity
Source: RefSeq, a predicted model, not a curated record
AUUUCAGUUUUAGUGAGUGGGUCGAAUACUGUUAUAAUUCGCCAGAGAAAGAACAUUAGUACAAAAAAUCCAUUUGAUAACUGCCAAAUCCGACACGCGUUUUACCACCCCACACGAAAAGAGCAAAACCAUAAAGAGAAGAAGUGGGCGGCCGCCCUCGCUCCGCCCCCGCGUCGUGACGCAAACGGGCGGCGUCGCGCGCCAGCGUCUCGAAUCUGGGUCAGCUCAAUGUCACCUCCGUAGCUGGAAUCCAGACUUCCAGUGAGUCCAGACGGCGUCCAAGAGCUGAACUCCGCCAUGGCCUCCAACACUUCCAACUAUAAACUCGGUGCCUCCACUGCCAAUCUACAUUAUAAUGACAUCCUUCCAUAUAAUUCUGAGGAUCCGCCACUGGCCAGGGAACUGCUACACAAGGCAGUCAGUGGCUUGCCAAAUUUUUUUAAAGACAAAGUGCCUACAAACCUCCUACCUUACAAGACCGAAAAUGAGGCUCAAACGCGGGAAUUUCUGCAAAAGGUGGUCGAAAUCCUGCUGGAUUUUGUCAAGGCCACCAACGAUCGUAACGAGAAAAUCCUGGAUUUCCACCAUCCGGAGGAAAUGCAGAAGCUCUUGGACCUGCGGGUCCCCGACCACGGAGUGUCUCUGCAACAACUGAUUAAUGAUUGCGCCACCACUCUGAAGUAUCAAGUUAAAACCGGUCACCCGAGAUUCUUCAACCAACUGUCCUGCGGCUUAGACCUGGUGUCUUUGGCAGGCGAAUGGCUGACAGCCACUGCCAACACCAACAUGUUCACUUACGAGAUCGCCCCCGUGUUCAUCCUCAUGGAGAACGUGGUGAUGACCCACAUGCGCGAGAUCAUCGGCAACGGUUGGCGGGAUGGAGACUCCAUUUUAGCCCCAGGCGGGUCGAUUUCGAAUCUUUAUGCCUUUUUGGCUGCACGGCAUAAAAUGUACCCGAACUAUAAGGAAAAGGGGAUAGCAACCAUUCAGGGACAAUUGGUGAUGUUUACCUCGGAUCAGAGUCACUACAGUGUAAAAUCCUGUGCCUCGAUUUGCGGACUUGGCACCGAUAAUUGCGUCAUGGUGCCUUCGGACGAACAUGGAAGAAUGAUCACCAGGGAGUUAGAAAGACUGGUCAUUGAACGGAAGAACAAAGGUCAUAUUCCAUUUUUUGUUAGCGUCACCUCGGGUACAACAGUUCUAGGUGCUUUCGAUCCUAUUAAUGAAACCGCUGAUAUUUGUGAGAAAUAUGGCAUGUGGCUCCACGUUGACGCUGCUUGGGGAGGAAGCCUGCUACUUUCCAAGAAAUACAGACAUCCAAGACUCAGCGGAAUUGAAAGGGCUCAAUCUGUUACCUGGAACCCGCAUAAGCUCAUGGGAGCCCUCUUGCAAUGUAGUACCAUUCACUUUAAAGAAAAUGGUUUAUUGAUGAGCUGCAAUCAAAUGUCCGCAGAUUACUUAUUCAUGCAGGAUAAGCUCUACGACAUUAAAUACGAUACCGGUGACAAAGUGAUUCAAUGCGGACGACACAACGAUAUUUUCAAGUUAUGGUUGCAGUGGAGAGCUAAGGGAGAUGACGGAUUCGAAAAGCACAUGGAUCGCCUGAUGGAACUCUCGGAGUAUUUGGUGCGAAGGAUCAAAGAGCAGCCUGAUAAAUUCUACUUGAUAAUGGAACCGGAAAUGGUCAACGUCAGCUUUUGGUACAUCCCGACCAGAUUGCGAAAUAUGCCGCAUAACAAACAUAGAGAACAAGAAUUGGGAAAGAUGUGUCCCAUAUUGAAAGGACGCAUGAUGCAAGCCGGUACUUUAAUGGUGGGAUACCAGCCUGACGACAGACGUCCGAAUUUCUUCAGAAAUAUCAUUUCAUCGGCUGCCGUUACCGAAAAAGACGUCGAUUUUCUAUUAAACGAGAUGGACCGACUCGGGCACGAUCUUUAAAUCAUUCAUAUUUAAUAUUAAGAAAAAAAAAAUGUUCAAGCCAAUGAAGAGUAUUCAUUCCUUAUAUGUAUUAAUAUAACAUAUGGGGUGUACCUAAAACUUCUUCGAGACAAGCUAUGUACAAGGUGAUUCAAAAGUGAGCGUGUAGUAGUUUUGAAUCACCCUGUAUAUAACAGAAAAUCUUCCUAAAUUAAUAACUGUUGUGAUUUUCAAAAAAAAAAUAAGUGUGUUGUUAAUGCAGAACAUAUUAUUAUGUACGUGAGUAGAAUAGAGUCGAUUUUCUAACAAAUUGUUAUCCUUUAUAUAAUGCUUUAUUUUAAUGUUGAUUUUAUUAUAUUAUAUUGUUGAUAAAUUAAAUGUUUCACCAAAUAUUCUCAAAAAAAAAAGAAAAAAGUUUAGGAUUAAUUUUAUGUCAAUAUUGUAAUGUCAAUAUACUAGAAAAUUCGAGUAUAGUCAAUUGAAAAUUUAUUAAAAAUAGGAUAUAAGUCUUAUAUAUCAUGCAGCAACCAAUAGUAUCAUAUAUAAAAACAUAUCAAUGUAUAGUUGUUAAGUAUAUUAAUGAAAAUUUGGUGAAAUCUGCCAUUUUCUUCCAAAUUAUUUAUGUCCAAAUAUGUGUGUAUUCGAGACUAUAUAUGUGUAGCUGACGCAAUAAUAUUGUAUUAUAUAAACUUCUUUAUUUAUAACUUUACUGCUGUUAUAAAAUUUAUAUAUUUAUCCUUGUUAUUGCUUAUUUGAACAUUUAUUUGCCGAAAUGUAUAUACACUCUGGGGCGUCGAGAUGCUCAAAAGCUUAUAUACUAGAAUAGGCAAACAUUAUUGCACUCUACAUGUAUUAUAACACAAAAUUGCACCUUAUAUUGCACAACUUGUCAUAUUUAGGCGCAACAAAAUCAGUAGUCUUCCAUUAAACAUACCUAAUUUGUGUUUAUUUCAUAUCAGGUUAUUAUAAAUAAUUAUGAUACAAGCUGUUGUAAAUGUUGUAUCCUGUGUUGCUGUUAAAGUGUUACUGUAAAAAUAUUGGCUCUUUAAAAUGUGGCUUGUAAUAGGCAUCGAAAAUCAUUGUAAAAUUUGAAAAAAUAAAUGUAAAAAUGUUAGAAACAAUAAAAAUAAUUAGCAAUUGA